UUGGAUAAAUAAACCACGGUUUUCUCGGGCUAGACGGGAUUGACUGUCACUAGUCGAAAACCAAAGCCAACCUUGGGAAGCCUCCCCCCACCUUAAACCACCCAUUUUUUUCUCCCAAUUCUCUCACUAUUGUAACGGCUGCUGCUAGUUGCUUUCCAACUACAGCAAACACACGCACAGACAGACAAAAAGAGAAGGAAAAUUUGAAAGUUAUAUAAUUCAAGCUUGUGGGGUUGUUUGAUUUUUGGGCUUUCUUUUCUUUUUAUGAUGGCUGAGAGUGAUCAGGGUUUUGAGGGGGACCAGUCGACUGCAACAACUACUCGUUUUUCUCAGUUAUUGUUUGGUACUGGUGGUGGCGAUGAUGUUGUGGGUCUUGAUCUUGGCCAAGGUUUUAACUACAGCUGUUCUUUCGCUGUUCGUGAUCAUGACAAGUCCCCCAAAAUGCUUUGCUUUGGGGGUCACCAAACUGAUGGUCAGAUUGUGUUUGGUAAAGAAUCUACCAUUAUUGCUGCUAAAAAAACGGCUGCAUGCAGUGAUUCUUCCUCGGCUUCUUCUGGUAACAACGCCAAAUCUUCCCAGGAUCCCUCGAUAUCGAAUAGAAAGAGGAAUGGCUUCAUUGUUGAAACUCGACCGGCAAGUCUAAGGGCCAAUAAGAAGUCCAAGGCUGAUAAUCCCACAACCACUGGGCAUUCAAAGGUGAGGAAGGAGAAGAUAGGUGAUAGAAUCACGGCAUUGCAGCAGCUGGUUUCACCCUUUGGCAAGACAGAUACAGCAUCAGUGCUGCAUGAAGCGAUGGGUUAUAUACGGUUCCUGCAUGACCAAGUUCAAGUCCUUUGUUCUCCUUAUCUGCAACACCCACCCAACGAAGGUGAAGAAGCAGGGAAGGAGCUGAAGAGCAGAGGGCUAUGCUUGGUCCCUAUUGCCUGCACUUUGCAUGUGGCGAAUAGCAACGGUGCCGAUUUCUGGUCGCCGGCAAUGGGAAACGAUGUAUAAUAUAAAGCAGUGGUGGCGAAGAGAUUUUGACAGCUCGUU
This is a messenger RNA of Hibiscus syriacus, 1032 nucleotides long. RefSeq names its product transcription factor bHLH113-like. Gene Ontology annotation, cellular component: nucleus. Bases 265 to 993 code for a protein of 242 amino acids. The record is from RefSeq and is a predicted model, not a curated record. The transcript is spliced from 5 exons. Gene Ontology annotation, molecular function: RNA polymerase II cis-regulatory region sequence-specific DNA binding; DNA-binding transcription factor activity, RNA polymerase II-specific; protein dimerization activity. Lineage: Eukaryota; Viridiplantae; Streptophyta; Magnoliopsida; Malvales; Malvaceae. Gene Ontology annotation, biological process: regulation of transcription by RNA polymerase II.